AUGCAGAAACCAGUAACAGACAGUCUGUCUUCGACUCGUGUUGAAUACGAUUACAAGACGAACGUGAAAUUGAGCGUGCAAUUGAGCCGUUGGAUCUUGAAGCCGAUCGGUGUUUGGCCAAAUUCAGCCAACAUUUCCACGGUAGAGAGAUACCUCUACUGGCUGAUAAACGUCGUUUGUUACAGCCUGAUCACGUUCCUCUUGGUACCUUGCAGCCUUUACGUGAUCCUCGAAGUAGAAGAUGUCUACAAUAGAAUCAAAUUGUUGGGUCCGUUGAGUUUCUGCGUGAUGGCAUUUCUAAAGUAUCAUCUGUUGAUACUUUACGAGAACGACAUCCGUGAGUGCAUCGAGCGCAUCGAAUGGGAUUGGAAGAAUAUCACUUACUCCAAGGAUAAGGAUAUAAUGAUAGAGAACGCGAUUUUUGGCAGGCGAUUGAUCAUGAUCUGCACAUUUUUCAUGUACAGUGGUUUCGUUUUUUAUUACAUAGCCAUACCGUUUAGCGUGGGUAAAAUUCCUGCGCAGGAUGUGAAUGUAACUUUUAUUCCAAUGGUGUUUCCUUUCUCGAGAUUUAUCGUCGAUACUCGGUACAGUCCUGUAAACGAGAUUCUGUUCUCGCUUCAAAUUAUGGCGGGUGCUUUGAUGCACAGUAUUACAUCGGCAGCUUGCAGUUUGGUUGCUAUGUUUGCUGUGCACGCUUGCGGUCAGAUGCAAGUGUUGAUGAGCUGGCUGAAACAUUUGAUCAACGGCCGGGCGGAUAUGUGUAACAACGUGGAUAGGAGAAUAGCGAAGAUUGUGAAUCAACACGUUCGAAUAUUGCAAUUUUUAACGCACACAGAGAAAGCACUGCAACAAGUAUCGUUCGUGGAAUUUCUAGGCUGCAUGUUGAACAUAUGUCUUCUCGGGUAUUACGUUAUUGUGGAGUGGAGUUCGAGUCAUUUAACUAGCGCGGUGACUUACUUCAUACUACUCAUGUCUCUUACUUUCAAUAUUUUUAUAUUUUGUUACAUAGGAGAGCUGGUAGCUGAACAGUGUGAAAAAAUUGGACAAGUGUCGUACAUGAUCGACUGGUAUCGGUUGACUGGAAAUAAGAAACUAUGCUGCAUUCUGAUAAUCGCGAUGUCCAAUUCUUCGAUAAAAUUGACAGCGGGAAACAUGGUCGAACUGUGUCUAACCACUUUCGGUGACGUAAUUUCCUACUUAGCUACAUUUAGUAUCAGCCAGACUGUCGAGCGUGAAACCAUGAAAAAACAGCGAUCGGCGAACCUCGCGUCUCUCGCGACAGAGAACGACUAUCAGGAAUACUUGAACCUGAGCAUACAGUUGAAUCGUUGGCUGUUGAAACCACUCGGUAUCUGGCCGUCGUCGCGCAAAAGCUCUCGAAUAGGAAGAUGUUUCUCCUGGUUGAUGGGUUUCCUCUGUUACGCGCUGAUGAGCUUCGAGUUGGUCUCGAGCGGCUUGUACGUGGUUCUAGAGGUGAAAGGCGCUUACAACACGCUGAAAAUGAUCGGUCCGAUGUCCUUCUUCGCGAUGUCCCUCCUCAAGUACUCCAUGUUGACGUUCCACGAGGACGACAUUCUCGAGUGCGUCGAACGGAUCAAAUGGGACUGGAAGAAUAUCAGAUACCUGGAGGACAGAAACGUGAUGGUGACGUACGCGUAUUACGGAAGAAAAUUGAUCACUAUUUGCACGUUUUUCGUCUUCAGUAGUUUCGUAUUUUUCUACAUCGUCGUACCUAUCAACGCCGGAAGUGUUGCAACGGAGGACGGAAACCACAGUUACAUUCAGAUGCCGUUUCCGUUUCCAAAAAUCAUCGCUGACGUUCGUUACAGCCCUUUCAACGAGAUCUUCUUUUCGGUACAAUUUGUAACAGGUAUCGUGUUGCACGGUGUCACGUCAGCUGCUUGCAGUAUGGCAGCCCUGCUUGCGGUUCAUGCUUGCGGUCAGAUGGAGGUGUUGGUGUCCUGGCUGGGACAUUUGAUCGACGGCAGAGCGGAUAUGAGCAAAACACUGGAUGAUAGAAUCGCUAGCAUCGUCACUCACCACGUUCGAAUAUUGAACUUUCUGGCCCUCAUAGAGAAAACCAUGCAGCAAAUAGCUUUCGUAGAAUUUUUAGGGUGUACAAUAAUUCUGUGCCUCAUCGAGUAUUACAUCAUAACGGAAUGGAAUCCGAAAGAGUUAACAUUUGCUGUAACUUACUCAGCGUUACUUUUAUCCUUUACCUUCAAUAUUUUCAUAUUUUGUUAUAUAGGAGAAAUUGUUGCCGAACACUGCAGAAAAGUCGGCGAAAAGUCGUACAUGAUCGAAUGGUACCGAUUAACCGGAAACAAGAAGCUCUGUUGCAUUUUGAUCAUCGCCAUGUCCAAUUGCUCGACGAAAUUUACAGCAGGAAACAUGGUUGAAUUAUCCGUAAACACUUUCAGCGACGUCGUUAAAACGUCCAUGGGUUUCUUAAACAUGCUACGAACACUGACGUGA
Molecule: messenger RNA, 2475 nt
Organism: Habropoda laboriosa
Lineage: Eukaryota; Metazoa; Arthropoda; Insecta; Hymenoptera; Apidae
Exons: 10
Coding region: 1-2475 (824 amino acids)
Biological process (GO): detection of chemical stimulus involved in sensory perception of smell; sensory perception of smell
Cellular component (GO): plasma membrane
Molecular function (GO): olfactory receptor activity; odorant binding
Source: RefSeq, a predicted model, not a curated record